Passer domesticus (house sparrow) is the source of this 2524-nucleotide messenger RNA. RefSeq names its product dynein light chain Tctex-type 4 (gene DYNLT4). Gene Ontology annotation, biological process: microtubule-based movement. The coding region runs from base 1510 to 2163 and encodes 217 amino acids. Lineage: Eukaryota; Metazoa; Chordata; Aves; Passeriformes; Passeridae. Gene Ontology annotation, cellular component: cytoplasm; cytoplasmic dynein complex. Gene Ontology annotation, molecular function: dynein intermediate chain binding. The transcript is spliced from 2 exons. The record is from RefSeq and is a predicted model, not a curated record.
ACUGCUGCCCGAGCUGGUGGCUUUGCUGCAGAGCAAAGAGAUGGGGUGAAGAGAGGCUGGCAGCUGGGAUUUUGGAAAAGGCAGUGCAUGCACGGAGAUCACCCUCACCUCCACCUGCACAGCCCCCAGGGAAAGCGUGGCUGAGACCCCAGCAGCAGCACUGGAGCCCGGCAGGGAGAUUUGUCCAAUGAAAUGGGGGAAGCCUUCUCUCCAGUGAUGCUCCAGGCCAGAGCCCUGCAGCUCUCAGGUCUGCUCAGGGUACAGGUGCUUGAAGGCAGAAAAAAGCAUCACCAGCCCCAUAGAAAGGCUUGGGUAGGAAUGGACCAUUUAGUUCCAACCCCUCUGCCAUGGGCAGGGAUGCACCCACUAGAUCAACCCACCAGAGCAACCGCUCACCUAAGCCCAAACGGAGUGCUGUGCCAUUCUCCAGCCCUCGGCUGCCCCAAGCAGCCCAAGGCGGGGAUUGCCCAUGGAGGAAUCCACCCUUGUCAGUGGGUGGUGCGAGGGAGAGGCAGGAAUGGGGCUCGGAGCUGAGGCAGCGCCCCAAGGGAAUGGGGGCCAGCUGGCAGUGUGCUUGGCAGCGCUAGUCCGAGGCAGGCUAUAAAUACCUCCGACGGGAGAUAGAAACACAAAAGCCAUCCCCACUUUCCUCAAAUAGCUCGGCAGCCAGGCCAGACAAAGGCACAUUGAUGGUGCAGCCGUGUCGUACCAGCUGGGCUGGGCUCCACUGGAGAGAGGAACUCCAGGCAGGGUCGGGAGCCCCCUGCCCUGCUCAUCCCCCAAGCAUUACAGCAGCAGGGUCCCUGCCACGUGCCAGGGCUGUGCUCCAUCCAGCCCCUGGAAGUGUUCAAGGCUGGUUGGAUAGGGCUCUGAACAAUCUGGUCUAGGGGUGGCAUCCCUGCCCAUUGCCAGUGAUUUGGAACUAGAUGAUCUCUAAGGUCCUUUCCAACACAACCCACUAUGUGAUUAUAUGAUUCAAUGGGUGCCUUCCCACGCAAACUCUCCCUUGGUGCAGUGGGGCAUAAGUAGCCUAAGGACGCAAAUGUCUAAGCAAAAUAAAGCUGUUGCAGGGCUCAGCCACAGUGCAGCCCAUAGUCAGGGCACAAAGCAGUGAUCACAGUUGCUACUCUCCACCCCCUGCUCUUCUCCUGCACUCCAACACCAGCCUGCAUUUUUCAGGGCUGGCAGGGAGCUGAGAUUGGAAGGCACAUAUCUGGAGUAACCACAUCCCUGUGCUGACACAGCUGAAAAGGCAGUGAGGGUAGGAGUGAAGGGGAACAGUGCUGCCCAGGGACCAGGAAACAAGGAGUUAAAGGAGCCCUGCCCCAGAACAGCCCUGGAGACCUACAGUGUCAUGUAGCAACACUUCACCUUCCAGGAGCACAACAGGUUUGGCCCUGCUCACAGCAACUUGCAAGAUAAAGAUUGGGCCUGGGCAGUGACAUCCACCAGACACAAGUCCCCUGGGUUUACUCUGGAAGGACAGGAGUGGAACUUAGGGCCACCCCUAUGGCUGAGCAGCCCGUCCCAGAGACCGCCCUGCUGGCCCAGGUGCUGGCUGCAGCCAGCACUGAAGCCCCUUCACUCCGCGCUGGCCGCCGUGGGUCGCAGCCCCCCGCCCCAGCCCGGGGCGCCGAGGAGAGCAAAGCACCGCCCCUGCUCUCCCGCCGCAACUCCAUCCUCAGCCGCCGCAGCUCCUUCGGGAUGCUCCCGGGGAGCAGGCGCCCCUCCAUUGGCCCCUGGAUGCUCCACAGACGUGUUAGCUUCUCUGGGCUCCCAAUUUUCCAACCCAUCCUCAAGAGCCGCCUUGAAAACACUUACAGGAUGGGGCCAGACAAAGGCUGCAAGUUUGAUGCGGAGCGGGUGCAGCGGGUGCUGGAGGGGACCCUGGCCUGCGCCUUGGGGACCACUGCAUACAGUGCCCAGGGCAGUGCCCCACUAGCCCAGAGCCUGACUGAGCUGCUGCACAACCAGGCCAAGGAGGUGGUGCCACCCCGCUACAAGCUGGUCUGCCAUGUGGUGCUGGGCCAGCAGGGCCAGCAGAGCCUCGUGGUGGCCAGCCGGGCACUAUGGGACCCUGAGACUGACAGCUUUGCCUCUGCCACCUUCUCCAACGCCUCCCUCUUUGCUGUGGCCACAGUGUACGGGGUCUACUUCGAGUAGCACAUGCCUCUCUGUCCACCCAGUUUUGCAGAGCUGUAGGGAGAGAGCAGCUGAAAUAAAGAGGUUUUGUCCGUCUGUGUGUCAUACCUUGGGCCAGGGUGUGUGCAGGGAGCAAGAUAAGGAUGCUCACUCCAGCCUCAGCUCACACCCACGCUGCAGUUCCCAGUACCACGGUUUGCAAAAAGACCCAAGCGGCAGCAAACACAACAAAAGGCUGGAUUUCCCUGGAACAGGCAACUGCCCAAGGCUGUUGGAGCAGCCCAGGCUGCUUCCCACAGCACAAGCUGCUCCCAGGCAGAUUGAUUACACAGAUCACCUUCAAAGCAAGCUCACAGAGCUCUUUCCUGGCUUCAUGCCCAGC